AUGGCUCGAAAUAAAGAACUUGGCAUAAUAGUCACAGGCAUGCCACAAAAUCAAUUUGAAGCACGUAACCAUGACUUAAAACAACCAGUGACCUUUGCUACAUUUAUGACAAGUGGGAGUAUCG
This is a messenger RNA of Dentiscutata heterogama, 124 nucleotides long. NCBI's taxonomy places the organism in Eukaryota, Fungi, Glomeromycota, Glomeromycetes, Diversisporales, Gigasporaceae. The record is from the annotation of a GenBank genome assembly.